Messenger RNA from Ananas comosus (pineapple), 3868 nucleotides. RefSeq names its product protein TIC 100. The coding region runs from base 336 to 2858 and encodes 840 amino acids. The record is from RefSeq and is a predicted model, not a curated record. The transcript has 11 exons. Gene Ontology annotation, cellular component: cytosol. Lineage: Eukaryota; Viridiplantae; Streptophyta; Magnoliopsida; Poales; Bromeliaceae.
AUCUAGGCGGAAGUAGCUUUUGGCCCAGGCAAUACAAAGGGGAUGGGAAGAAGGAGCGGCGGCCCAUCAAUAAACCGCUGAAAUCGCCGGGCGCCAAAUAGACGGCCAAGAUCAACCCUCACCAGACUUGAGCGCCAACAAGCGAGAGGGCAAGAGGACAAGGCACGGUGACGGAGCUCACUUUCGUUCGGAUUGCCUCGCGUAGAUUAAUUAGAACGCACAAGCGCAGCCGCACCCACAACUAUCUUCUAUCUGCACGCACACCUUAUCCUCCUCCUCCUCCUCCUCCAGGCUCCAGCUCUCUCUCUGUCUAUAUCUCUAUCCGCGCGGCUGCCAUGGCGGGCGAUGACGAUCAGCAGCAAGGAGGAGGAGGAGGAGGAGGAGGAGGACCAGAAGAAGCGGGAGAAGAAGAAGCGAAGGCCGCCGCGUGGGGGGAGGACAACGAGAAGGCAGCGUCCGCGUCCUCGUCCGAUGAAUCCGAGGACGAGUCGGAGUACUCGUCGGACGACUACGAGGCGGGGGGUUACGAGUCGAGCGAGGCGGAGGAGGACGACAACUCGGCGGAGAGCAACGUGCGCAAGUUCGCGGAGGCGCUGGAGAGCCGGGCGAACCGGAAGCGCGCGGAGGAGGAGGAGCGCGACUACGUGUACCACGAGGACCUCUUCGACUUCCCCCGCGACCCGGAGAAGUGGCGCGAGGAGGACCUGCGCGAGCUCUGGGCCGACGCCCCACUCGAGAUGACCAAGCCCGGCUGGGACCCCGCCUGGGCCGACGACGACGACUGGGAGGUCGUCCGCCAGGAGCUCGCCGCCGGAAGGGACCCCCCCAUCGCCCCCUUCUACCUCCCCUACCGCAAGUAUUACCCCGCCAUCCCCGACAACCACUACGACAUCUCCAACCCCAGGUCCGUCGUCGAGGAGCUCGACCGCAUCGAGGAGUUCCUCAAAUGGGUCAGCUACGUCUUCCCCGACGGAAGCACUUAUGAAGGAACUGUUUGGGAUGAUUUGGCUCACGGGAAAGGAGUUUAUGUUGCUGAAGAUGGGCUUGUCAGAUAUGAAGGGGAGUGGCUUCAGAAUCAAAUGGAAGGUCAUGGAGUUAUUGAAGUAGAUAUUCCUGGCGUAGAGCCUGCACCUGGUUCAGAGCUUGAAGCUAAAAUGCGUGCUGAAGGUAGAAUUAUAUCCAGAGAUUUCAUGUCCCCGGAGGACAAAAGGUGGCUGGAGAUGGACAUGGAAGAUAGCUUAUUGCUUGCUGGAAAUAAAGUAGAAAUCCCAUUCUACGAAAGGGAUGAAUGGAUCAAGGUGUUCGGAGAAAAACCAGAAAAAGGUCGAUACAGAUACGCUGGGCAGUGGAAGCAUGGAAGAAUGCAUGGCUGUGGGGUAUAUGAAGUUAAUGAAAGGGCUAUAUAUGGAAGGUUCUACUUUGGAGAGCAUCUAGAGGAUUCAACGGGUUGUGAUGAAGAUGUUUCGGCGUUGCAUUUUGGUAUUGCUGAAGUAGCUGCUGCAAAGGCACGGAUGUUCGUUAACAAGCCUGAUGGAAUGGUUAGGGAAGAGAGAGGUCCUUAUGGUGAUCCUCAACAUCCAUACUUCUAUGAAGAAGAUGAUGUAUGGAUGGCUCCUGGGUUUAUCAAUCAAUUUUAUGAAGUUCCAGAUUACUGGAAGACAUAUGUGCAAGAAGUCGAUCAAGAAAGGGAGCUAUGGUUAGGUUCUUUCUAUAAAGCACCAUUGAGGAUCCCUAUGCCUGCUGAACUUGAAUAUUGGUGGUCUAAAGGUGAUGACGAUCCUGAAUUUGUUCUCAUAAACAAGGAACCUGAACCUGACCCUGAAGAUCCAUCAAAGCUCAUCUAUACAGAAGAUCCUCUCAUAUUUCACACUCGUACCGGCAGGCUUAUUAAUUAUGUGGAUGACGAGAAAUAUGGUGUUCGCUUAUUUUGGCAACCUCGCUUAAAAGAGGGUGAGGAUGUGGAUCCUGAAAAAGUUGAGUUUUUGCCUCUCGAAUACGAUGAAUUCUUUGGAAAAACAUCAGGUGCAAAGAAGGAGAGCAAAUUGUCACGCCUAAUAACAAAAGUAGAGAAUGCAUUGAAGCCUUUAUUUGAGAAAUUUGAGAAGUGGGCUGAGGAGAAGAAGAAAGCUAGUGAAAUGAAUCUGAAACUUAUAGAGAAGGAGCUGGAUUUCAUCGAGGCUGAAAUAUGCCUGGAAGAGACAUUGGAAGAUAUGGAAAAUGAGUUGAAGAUGAAGCAAGAAGAGGAAGAGAAGAGAGCUGCAGCUGGAAAGGACAAAGAUGAGUCAUCCCCUGCUGCAGCUGAUCAGGAUGCAGCUGCUUCGGAUGAUGGAGAUGACGAGGAAGAUGAAGAUGGAGAUGAAAGUGCACCUGCAAGCUUUGGUACAGUUCGCCAAGGGAGAGCUGAUGAAGAUACAAGCACAAAUUCUCUAGGGGAAAGUAAACCUGGGAAUUCUCCUUUCUCUUCUCUCACCUUGUCAGUUGCCUCUGGGAAUCUGAUUUCACUUGUUCCCGCAAAACUGCAAGAAUCCUAUCUGUUCUGGAGGAAACAUGCACAUCCUUCUAUUACAGAGCAGUCCUCUCUGCGUAAACAUGAUCGUGAUACCCCAAGAAGUAUUCAUUCAGUCAAUUUCCCUCUCACAUUUAAUUAUGGAACAAACUUGAGGGCGCGGCAGCAGCUGCAACAUUGUGAAGAGAGCAAGCGCAGGUACUCUCAGAAGAGUUCUUUAGCUCGGAGUCUCUCGUCUUGCCGGACUUGCAAGAAGUCCCAAGCGGAUCAGUUGAAUGAUAACGCAAUCGGUGCUCAAAAUUUCAGCAUUUUGUCAUUGCAUGUCCCAGUUAGUGAUGUUUUUACUAUCUGAGGACACCUGUUGUUCAGCUGCUGUUUUCAUUGUUUUUUAUCAAUUUUUUUUCUCCAAAAGAAUAUAAAUUUUUUAGAUGAGAUGGACCAGAUUAGUCUUCUUUUAUUUUUUUUGGGGGUCCAGAAUGAACUAGAUGCUCCAUUCUUUUACCCGAAAAUGGAAGUGUGAAGAACGAGUUGCAUUGAGGGGCAAGUCAACCACUUAGGCUAAAAAUGAGUUGAGCUGAGGGUGGCUAUCUUUCUGUUGUUAUAUUGGUGCAAUGAUCGAGAUGCAAUGAAUGCUCAACCACUAGUAUGGCAAGAGAGAGCCCAAGGUAGAAUCCUCUUGGGUUGUGUAUGUUAUGGAACAAAGAUCUGUUCCAAUGGGAGGAGCUUUCCCCCGGUGUUCGCAAUUGGGAAGCUUAUACUACGUAAUGCUGAGGAGAGAAGUUUACUAAGCUUUAUUUGGAAUUCAAUUGGGCAGGUGCAUGAUCCUUUGUUGAAAUUUGUGAAAAGUUAGCCUGAAGAAAUGGAAUGCCCAAACCAGGCCCGCUUCUGGAUGCGUCGAACUUGCCCCCUACGGCGUCUGGGUCCAGCCCGGUUCCCUGCAGCACUCGAUGUUUCUGCUAAUUUAUUUGGAUUUAUUAUUUAUUAUUUGCAGUCCCUUCAACUAGCAUUGCUGUUGCAUCACCAAUAGACUUUGGACACCGUGAGUCUACCACGGCGGCCGCUCUCAAGACUAACCUCGGUAGUACACGGCAGUUGUGCUGACUGAUGCUUCAAAAGUUCUACCAACUAGUAACCGGCAAAGGACCGAAAAGAAGCGGAGCAGUAGACACAAUUAUCUUGAGUUAUUAUUAUAACACUGAAUGCAAAUAUGCGGAUCCAGAGUGUCGAGAUUUAAUUUGCAGACCCCACGAGAAAGUCAUGUUUCCCGUCCGAUUUUCAUACUAUGCAGAAAAUGUAAUUGAUAGUUUAUUGGCGGACGUCUGAGAAAAUAAUACCAUUUUACGCCCUCAAUGGUUAUGAUGA